This is a messenger RNA of Phyllotreta striolata, 1485 nucleotides long. The record is from the annotation of a GenBank genome assembly. NCBI's taxonomy places the organism in Eukaryota, Metazoa, Arthropoda, Insecta, Coleoptera, Chrysomelidae.
AUGUUAUAUUCUUGUUAUAUGAAAAAGACACCCCUGUUCCUUAAAGUACAACGUAAACCGUCCGGCACGAAUUCUGGUCAGAUGAUGCCGAGUGAAGGAACUCCAGGGACGCCCUCUUCCAAACCUAAAGAAAAAAUCAACCCGAGAACUAAGGUUGUUGUGGCCUUAUACAAUUACAAAGCAAUAGAAAGUGGUGAUUUAUCAUUGGAGAAGAAUCAAUCUUACGAUGUGAUCGAUGAUUCUCAGGAACAUUGGUGGAAAGUCAGAGAUUCUAAAGGAAAUAUUGGAUAUAUUCCAAGUAAUUAUGUGAAAGAAAAGGAAUCCUUAGGUUUACAACAAUACGAUUGGUAUGUAAACGACAUGUCUAGACAAAGAUCUGAAUCCCUUCUGAAGAAUGAAGACAAAGAAGGAUGUUUCGUAGUUAGAAAUUCAUCGACAAAAGGUCUUUACACAUUAUCACUCUAUACAAAAAUUCCGCAUCCGCACGUGAAGCACUAUCAUAUAAAACAAAACGAAAGAACAGGCGAAUACUACCUAUCCGAAAAGCAUUGCUGUAGCUCCAUACCAGAUUUAAUCAAUUACCACAAGCACAACAGCGGGGGAUUAGCGUCGAGAUUGAAAACGAGUCCUUGCGAUAGACCUGCCCCGGCUACAGCGGGGCUUAGUCACGAUAAAUGGGAAAUCGAUCAUAACGAGUUGAUGCUCUUGGAGGAAUUGGGUUCCGGGCAAUUCGGUGUGGUGAGAAGAGGCAAAUGGAGAGGUUCCAUCGACGUGGCGGUUAAGAUGAUGAAGGAGGGUACAAUGUCUGAGGAUGAUUUCAUCGAAGAAGCUAAAGUCAUGACAAAAUUGCAACAUCCUAAUUUAGUCCAAUUGUACGGAGUGUGCAGUAAAAACAGACCUAUAUUCAUCGUAACUGAAUACAUGAGGUACGGCUCACUUUUGAAUCACUUAAGAAGGCACGAACAAUCAUUAAGCGUCAAUCAGGGACUUUUAUUAGACAUGUGCAUACAAGUGUGCAAAGGAAUGGCUUACCUCGAAAGACACAACUACAUCCACAGGGACUUGGCCGCGAGGAAUUGCUUAGUAGGAACGGAAAAUAUCGUCAAAGUCGCUGAUUUCGGAUUGGCCCGAUACGUUUUAGAUGACCAGUACACUUCUUCUGGCGGUUCUAAAUUCCCUAUAAAAUGGGCCCCUCCGGAAGUCCUGAAUUAUACCAGAUUCUCCUCUAAAUCCGACAUUUGGGCGUACGGUGUUUUAAUGUGGGAAGUGUUUACUUGCGGGAAGAUGCCCUAUGGUAGAUUAAAAAACACCGAAGUCGUUGAACGUGUUCAGAAAGGAUUGAUUUUGGAAAAGCCAAAAGCUUGUUACAAAGAAGUAUAUGAUGUGAUGCGAAAAUGUUGGUCGCACCUGCCCGAAAAUCGGCCGUCGUUCAAGCUGUUGAAGGAGACGCUGGUGAACGUCUCGCAGGGCAUCCUGGUCGAUUGA